GAGCUUUCGUUACAGACGUUAAAAUGUAUUACUUAUGUCUUUUAUUAACUGUGGCAUACGCACUGCCAACGGAAAAGGCAGAGCCAAUAGAAGCAGCAGCACGUGCCAUGGGCAAAGAUUGCUCCAACGGGAUCUUCAGCCCUACAUGUCUGAAAAUAGAGGCCAUAUCGCUUUUGGAGAAGUUAAGUUCCAGGGAAGAACUACAGUUGCUUCCAGGCGUCAGUGUUGUGAAAGAAGAAAAAGAGAACAGCAGCAAGGCUGAUGAGUUUGCAGCGGAAUUAGCCAGAGCUUUGCCAUCAAAACCUGAUGAGAGGCUGGAUAAAUUCCUUCUUUAUAGAUUAGGAACCUAUUUGGAUACCCACUCAGUGAAGCUCAGGUUAUUGGAUGAUGCUGUUUCUGAGGAUGCGAGAGCUUUGAUUAGUGAAGGAAGAGGGAAGGGCGGUGGUUUUGGUGGUGGUAAGAAGGGUGGCAUGGGAGGACUAAUGGCUGCUGGGCUUAUGAUGAAAGGUACUCUAAUGUCAAUGGGUAUGGGGGCACUCGCCCUUUUAGCGGGAAAAGCGCUGAUGACAGCGCUUAUGUCACUGGUACUGUCAGCUGUCAUCGGUCUCAAGUCUCUGACAUCGGGCGGGAAAUCAACCACAUACGAAAUAGUAUCUAAGCCUGUAUAUUCACACUCACAUUCACAUUCCACGGCACAUGAGGAUGCGGGGAGCUAUGGACACUCCGGGUAUGGUAGGAGCAUAAAUGCAAGACGUUGAAAACUGUUAAUAAUUUAGUUUUUUCAACGUUUCUUUGAAAAUCCAGCUAAUAUUAAGUUUAAUUUAUUUAUUUAUGAAUCCACGAUGUCUUUUUGUAAGCAAACGUAAGUUAUUUUUCUUUGAAUUAAAUAUUUGACAAAGAAAAGUCUCAUCUCAUAUGUUGCAGGAUUAUAUUAUCAAAGCAAUUUUGGAUGGAUGAGGUAUGAUUGUAAACAAUGCAUUUAUUGAAAACGUUUAUAAGUAGCAUAUUUAAGAACAUUAUUUAUUCGUAGUAUUUAUAGAAACCACUCAGUAUUGUGUAUUUAUAAAAAAAUAUUAGU
This is a messenger RNA of Pieris napi, 1078 nucleotides long. RefSeq lists its product as uncharacterized. The transcript is spliced from 2 exons. The record is from RefSeq and is a predicted model, not a curated record. Bases 24 to 758 code for a protein of 244 amino acids. NCBI's taxonomy places the organism in Eukaryota, Metazoa, Arthropoda, Insecta, Lepidoptera, Pieridae.